GUUUUUUUAUAUAGAGCAAAAACAUCGAAAAUUAAACAGAUCCCAACUGUGCCAGACUGAGUGCCAGACUGCCAGUAUUUUUUGAAAAUAGCGGGCAGGCCCUGAGACUCUUAGAGCUGAGGCCAACCACUCUGUCAUAGAUUUCAUCAUUUCAAAAGGUUUUGCUUCUUCAUGGCCAACAAGUCCUACGGACUUGUCCGUUCUACGUACAGUCAAACCUCUUUAUAUGACCACCUCUUUAAGAUGACCACCUCUUCAUAUGACCAAUUUUUCUUUGGGCCAACCCCCAUAUAUGUGAUAGGUCUUUUUGGGCCGGUCCUGACAGCCUGCCCUUGGUGGGAACUUGGGAGGUCCGACUAUUGUCAGCACUGAGCACUGAUUGAGUUAAAAUUUUAAAUUUGUGGUUCAUCGUGCUCCGACCAUGGGGUCUACAUGUGUAUAUAUUUCACCUUUCACCUUUGCUUUUCACUGGCACGUUCAUACAUAGACUAGUACAUGCUACAAUAGAUACUGAUGGGAGACGCUUCUAGUGGUGGACAAUGUUGUGCGAAAGGAUGCACUAUAGCGCACCCAGUGGGUGGUGCACACAAGUGUGCUGCUUGCGAUCGAAGUAUGCAUGCCUUGUGUGGCGUGCAUCUUGGUGAGGGAUUUGGUUCAAAUUCAAUUGGUUACUGCCUGUCUACUGAUAAAUGCCAGCCACCGGAGGACAAAUCAGAUCAGACAACUACUGAAUCAGAUACAAUGCAGGAAGACGACGUGGCACAAGCUACGCCUAAGCAGUAUGCAUUGUCUGAGUUGAAUGGAGCAUCUAGUAUACUGAUGAAUAAGCUCACUGAAAGUGAGAAGAAGAAGACAUACCCACAGACUGUAUUAUCUAAAGUAAAGGACAGAACAUUUAAGAGGGUCAAUCUAACAGAUAAAGACAAAGGAAUUAUCGUGCGCGCAAUCAAGAAAGUGGGAUACAGCUUUGACAAGUCCUGGAAAGAGACUUUUCGUGAGGAUUUAGUCAAAGAAGCCGUGCGAGCUGCGCGUGAAUCAUUCGGUGUGAGUACGAAAACAAUACGGUUGUGUAAAUAAACAGAAGAUUUCCACAAGAG
Messenger RNA from Sphaeroforma arctica JP610, 1097 nucleotides. RefSeq lists its product as hypothetical. The record is from RefSeq and is a predicted model, not a curated record. Lineage: Eukaryota; Ichthyosporea; Ichthyophonida. The transcript has a single exon. Bases 514 to 1077 code for a protein of 187 amino acids.